This is a messenger RNA of Vicugna pacos (alpaca), 3334 nucleotides long. It is a transcript of the gene VASH2, whose product is annotated as vasohibin 2. The record is from RefSeq and is a predicted model, not a curated record. Gene Ontology annotation, cellular component: cytoplasm. Gene Ontology annotation, biological process: regulation of angiogenesis. Lineage: Eukaryota; Metazoa; Chordata; Mammalia; Artiodactyla; Camelidae.
CACGCGCGGCCAGUGAGCCUCGCCACCAGCGGGGGCUCGGAGGAGGAGGACAAAGACGGCGGGGUGCUAUUUCACGUUAACAAGAGCGGCUUCCCCAUCGACAGUCACACCUGGGAGCGUAUGUGGAUGCACGUGGCCAAGGUGCACCCCAAGGGGGGAGAAAUGGUGGGCGCCAUCAGGAACGCUGCCUUCUUGGCAAAGCCUUCAAUACCCCAGGUUCCAAACUACAGACUGUCAAUGACGAUCCCAGACUGGCUGCAGGCAAUCCAGAACUACAUGAAGACACUACAAUACAAUCAUACAGGGACCCAGUUCUUUGAAAUUAGGAAAAUGAGACCGCUGAGUGGGUUAAUGGAAACAGCAAAAGAAAUGACUCGAGAGUCCUUGCCCAUCAAAUGCCUUGAAGCUGUCAUCCUGGGCAUAUACUUAACCAAUGGACAGCCUUCCAUCGAGCGGUUCCCCAUCAGCUUUAAAACCUACUUCUCAGGAAACUACUUUCACCACGUCGUGCUAGGGAUUUACUGCAAUGGCCGCUAUGGCUCGCUGGGCAUGAGCCGAAGGGCUGAGCUGAUGGACAAGCCGCUGACUUUUCGGACUCUGAGUGACCUCAUCUUUGACUUUGAAGACUCCUACAAGAAGUACCUGCACACAGUCAAGAAGGUCAAGAUUGGGCUGUAUGUCCCCCAUGAGCCUCAUAGCUUCCAGCCCAUCGAGUGGAAACAGCUGGUCCUCAAUGUCUCAAAAAUGUUGAGGGCUGACAUAAGGAAGGAGCUGGAGAAAUACGCCAGGGACAUGAGAAUGAAGAUCCUGAAACCUGCAAGUGCCCACUCUCCAACCCAAGUGAGAAGCCGGGGAAAAUCCCUGUCCCCCCGAAGGAGACAGGCAAGCCCCCCAAGACGGCUCGGCAGGCGAGACAAGUCGCCUGCGCUGCCUGAGAAGAAGGUGGCUGAUCUCAGCACUCUGAAUGAAGUGGGCUACCAAAUCCGAAUCUAGGCCAGCCGCGCAGCCAGCAACCGGGCUUCCAUGGUGCUUCUCUCUGCACUUUACCCAGCGUCUUCAGGAGGAACUGCAAUUAUUUAUUAAGAACGUCUGAAUUUUAUUUUUAAAGAUUCACUUGGAAGUAGAAUCUGAGUGGGUGGUAACAAUUAACUUUAAAAAAAUACACGAAGGGACAACCAUGAAAAGGCAAAGUAAUGAACCCGCUGGGGGUGGACUGUCUCCCUCACUGCGGAUGAAAGGAUGAGACCGUAACUGUAGUUUUAUAUUUUCCCAUUUACCUACUUUCUUUCACUUGCUUUGAACAUUAUGCCUCGCCAGUAGUUAAUGUUCAUGAAACCCUCCCUCCCACUUUUGAUAUAGUAAGAUAGCUCAAUCAGUAUUCAUCUUUUUCAGCAAUAACAGAGGCAAAGGUUGGUGGGGUUUUUUUUAAGCCGUCAGUAUUACCUCAGCAUCUUGACAUCAGAUAUGCAAACUUACUGGUGUUUUGGUUUUUUAUAUUCUAUUUGUAUUGUUUCCCCAGUAUUUUCCAUGGGGAUCUCCACAAGGUUUGGAAUUUUUCCUGGUGCACACAUGCAAUGAGAUUUAAGGUAUUAUAUGCAAGUGUUUUACUAAAAAAGCACUGAAAUUCUUCUGGCAAUACGGAAAACCACUUUCAGGAUUUUGGAGUUACUUCUUUCUUAAUCUUUCUUGAAGCACUCACUGAGAGCAGUUUUUGUUCUUUCAAAACAAAACAAACAAAAAAGCACGUUCAGAAGCUAGUCUAUGUUCUGUCACUAACAUUUAAACUUUGCAGACUCCAGCGAAAAGCACAAGAGGUCACGCACUGUUAUAUAAAUUUAGCAGUAUUGGGAUCACCUCUGACAAUAACAUACUCAGAAAGGGAGAAGCCAGGAAUGAAUCAGCAGGUCUUGAGAACCAGAUAACCUUUCUGUUCAGAUUUCACCUGAUUUUUAAACUCUGAAUCAGGCCGUGAUUCUGAAGGACUCACUGUGUUGUUAGAGAUGUGUUCUGAUGUCUUAUAUUAAGACCAAAUGCGGCACGAUGGGAUUACUUUCUAGUACCUCGCUUUUAGGUACCACUUUGUGGAACUGGUAUUGGAAAAUGCAAUGAACUAAGAGAAGCAGAACCUUUUUUUUUUUUUUUAAGUUGGAAAAGUCUUCAAGUACAGUGUUACACCUUAUAGCGUAUUUAGUCUGUGGAGCGUGGAGCGCAGUAUGACUAUCUGGCCUGCAUGUGGCAGUUACAGUGUUAACUCCUGGCUGCAGACCACGCAGAAUAACUAACGGCAUACCAAGUCUAUGUUAUUAACAGCAAGAGUGCACUUCUGUUUCACUUGUUUGAUCGUAGCAAUCGUGCCAACUCAGGAGCCCAAGAGGCACCUUUAAGUGAAGUCUGCAAGUCAACAAAAGUGUUAUUUCAGUCUCCGUGCUUCCCCUCUGGCUUUCUCUGACUGAAGGUGACUUUGGGAAGGGAGUAAAAGAAUAAGAAUCUGCUCAGUGAGAUUCUUUACCUCUGAGAGUGGCAUGGAAAGCAAAAGGACUUUAUCCUUCAGCCAUGUGCACUGGAACUCACUUUACCCUAAAAAUCAAUGUUAUUAAAGAAAAGUACUGUUUCCUUGAAAAAGGAAGUCUAAUGUCCUUUACAGGAAAAGGACCAAGUACGUGUACAUCUCAAUUAGAUUAAAAUACAUCAUAAGUUAAAAACCACUUUAAGAACAGUAUUAUCAGUUAGCAGAGUUUCAGAUGAGUUAUCUUCAUGUAUCUUCACAAACCUAUUUGCAGCCUCACUGCCAUAUGCACUUAGAUGUUUGGUGUAGUCAGUGAGUCAUUUUAUUCUCAUUCUAGAACAAUACUGACUUAGCUCUCUUUCUAGAUGAAAUAUAAGAGAUGUAUCUCCUGUUUAUCAACCUGAAACUUUACUAUAUCCAGUAAGCAGACCACUUGUUACACUGCAGUCAUUCUAAGAGCUUGGAACAGGGUUUUCCAAGUAUUAAGUACUGUCUGAUCUAAAACACAGAGUGUCAGUAGUUGCAAACCUCUUGUUUCCCACCAAAAAGGUGGGAAAAGAACAGGAAUUCAAACUGUUUCUGAUUUGCUGAUGUAUACGCCUUAAAACUGCCAACUGGCUCAAUGAUGCAAUUAGUAACCUGAUUUCCACACUCGCUUCUUGAUUUUAAGAUUCAUUUCCCCAAAGCAAGAGUUAGUCACAGAAACAUGAAAACUAAAAUGCUCUUAGUUGUUAUUCUAGUUUUAUUGCCAAUGGAGUAUGUUAAUUUCUAAAAGAUAUAAGGCACCGAACUCCUAAAUUCUAGUUAAGUAAUAUAAUUGAUAAGGCA